Molecule: messenger RNA, 628 nt
Organism: Leucoraja erinaceus (little skate)
Lineage: Eukaryota; Metazoa; Chordata; Chondrichthyes; Rajiformes; Rajidae
Product: Y-box-binding protein 3-like
Exons: 5
Coding region: 227-613 (128 amino acids)
Biological process (GO): regulation of gene expression
Cellular component (GO): nucleus
Molecular function (GO): nucleic acid binding
Source: RefSeq, a predicted model, not a curated record
UGGCCCUGGACUCUUAGAAAAAGUUGUUGGGAAAGUUUUCAGAAAGUUUGUGAGGUCGUGUUACAGGAGCCUGUGGAGAGAGGCCUGGGGACUGUGUGUGUGGGGAGAGAGUCACAGGACAUAUUCGUUUAUUUUUUAGUGUUGGGGUCCCACACCAACCCUCGACCCUGCAUGUUCUUAGAGGAACUUUUACUGGCUUCUCGACUACACAGACAAGACAGGGGCAAUGAGCGAGGCGGAGAAUCAAUCCGAGGGAGGUUCCAUUGCAGUGGAGAAGAAGAUACUCGCAACAAGGGUUCUAGGCACGGUGAAAUGGUUUAAUGUUCGAAAUGGGUAUGGAUUCAUCAACAGGAAUGACACCAAGGAGGAUGUCUUUGUCCAUCAGACCGCCAUCAAAAAGAACAACCCGCGCAAGUACUUGCGUAGCGUGGGAGACGGCGAGAUCGUGGAGUUCGAUGUUGUCGAAGGAGAGAAGGGAGCAGAGGCCGCCAAUGUCAGCGGUCCUGAAGGCGUUCCGGUGAAAGGGAGUCGCUACGCGCCGAACCGCCGUAGAUUCCGGAGGGGAUUUGUCCGUAGGCGCGGACCCCCGAGCCAGGCAAGUGGAACUCUCUGAGUUGCUGGGGGGGUG